UCACUCUUGGUGGGAGGUGUUGCUCUGUGGGCACCGGCCCAGGCGAGGUCUGUGGGUGCAGCGGGUGGCACGGGCGACGGCCGGGGUGGCACUGGCUCUUUAAGGGCGACAUCACAAGGCUGCGGAAGGCCAGGCAGUGGUGGAACUCCAGGGCUGUGUCUGGAGCGUCUACGGCACUGGAUUUCCACCUCCGUGGGGCCGCAGGCCCAUACGUGAGCACCUAAAGACGUGGCCAUGGCCGAGAGGAGUGAGCUGAUGAACAGGCUCAUGAGUGAGAAUGCAGACCUGAAGAAGCAGGUGCGCCUCAUGAAGGAGAACCAGAUGCUGAAGCGUCUGCUCAGCGAGAGCUGCCAGGAGCGCUGUAGCCUUGGGAGCCGGGACCUGCUCUUCCCCAAGGCACCCGCCUACCCCGAGGACAGCUCCCCCGGGAGCGCAGGUGCAGACUUUGGAAGGUUCAGUGGCGUCCCUGAUGCACCCUCCCAGCUGCAGACGUCCUCCCUGGAGGACCUGCUGUGCUCACAUGCCCCCAUCUCCAGUGAGGAUGACGCCUCCCCUGGCUGUGCCACCUCCUCCCAGGUGCCCUUCAAGGCUUUCCUCAGCCCCCCAGAGCUGCGUGCACCCCGAGGCCCUGACAGGAAGCUGUCCCCGCUCCUGAACCCCUUGCAGGACCCGCUGGCAGACAAGACCCUGCUGGAGCCCAGGGAGAUGGUCCGGCCCAAGAAAGUGUGCUUCUCAGAGAGCAGCCUGCCGUCUGGGGACAGGACGAGAAGGAGCUACUACCUUAACGAGAUCCAGAGCUUCUCCAGCGCCGAGAAGGACGGGCGCAUCGUCGGGGAGAUCGCCUUCCAGCUGGACCGGCGCAUCCUGGCCUAUGUCUUCCCGGGAGUGACCAGGCUGUAUGGCUUCACCGUGUCCAACAUCCCUGAGAAGAUCAAGCAGACGUCCAUCAAGUCCCUGGACGGGUCGGUGGACGAGAAGAAGCUUCGUGAGCUGACACACCGCUACCUGAUGCUGACCGCGCGCCUGGAGAGGCUGGGUUACAACCGUGAGGUGCACCCGGUGUUCAGCGAGUUCCUCAUCAACACCUACGGCAUCCUGAAGCAGCGGCCCGACCUGCGCGCCGACCCGCUGCACAGCAGCCCGGCCGCGCUGCGCAAGCUGGUCAUCGACGUGGUGCCGCCCAAGUUCCUGGGCGACGCGCUGCUGCUGCUCACCUGCCUGUGCGAGCUCUCCAAGGAGGACCGCAAGCCGCUCUUCGCCUGGUGAGCCCGCCCGCACCCGCCGCGCCUUGCCUGCAAUAAACAUGUUUGUUCCAAACCCGGGGGCCGCGUGCCUCCUGCGUGUCCCCUCCGGCCCCGGGGCAGGGGCCCAGUCUGCCGACAGGGCGCCCGGGGCCACAGGCGCCUCUCACCAACCGGGCCGCGCCCCGGGCACCCGGCCCGCCCGCCGCCCACCCCCGCGCGGCACUGUGGCACUUUAUUAAAAUCAUCUGUUUUCCUGUGUA
Molecule: messenger RNA, 1504 nt
Organism: Leopardus geoffroyi (Geoffroy's cat)
Lineage: Eukaryota; Metazoa; Chordata; Mammalia; Carnivora; Felidae
Gene: SPATC1L
Product: spermatogenesis and centriole associated 1 like
Exons: 4
Coding region: 235-1266 (343 amino acids)
Source: RefSeq, a predicted model, not a curated record